Messenger RNA from Octodon degus (degu), 2747 nucleotides. RefSeq names its product forkhead box J2 (gene Foxj2). Bases 828 to 2519 code for a protein of 563 amino acids. Gene Ontology annotation, biological process: regulation of transcription by RNA polymerase II. The record is from RefSeq and is a predicted model, not a curated record. Gene Ontology annotation, cellular component: nucleus. The transcript is spliced from 11 exons. Gene Ontology annotation, molecular function: RNA polymerase II cis-regulatory region sequence-specific DNA binding; DNA-binding transcription factor activity, RNA polymerase II-specific. NCBI's taxonomy places the organism in Eukaryota, Metazoa, Chordata, Mammalia, Rodentia, Octodontidae.
ACCCCGCCGCCCAGGCCGGCGCGGGGUGCGCGGGGAGCGCGGGGAGCCGAGAACCCCGCCCCGGGUGCCGGGCGGAGGCGGGAGCCGGGGCCGCAGGAGUCUGACGGAGCGCAGGGGACGCGCCCGUCCUUCCCGGAGGCGACGGGACUCCAUCCUGGCUCGGGAGGGGAUCCCAGAAGUGGACAGAGCUGCUCUUUCCUUGAGGAAGCCGCCGCCCUCCGGCCGCGCUCUGCGGACUCUUGAGGACCUCGCAGUCGGCGCGGAGUGGUCCUGCCCGCGGGGCGCACAUCCCGGCCCCGGCCCACACCGAGCGGGGCGUCCUGACGCGCGGGAGCCCGGGGCGCGCUAGGGGCGGGGAGCCGCGGGCUGCAGCUACCCCGCGCCCGGCCGGACGGUUCUCUCCACUCACCCGGGCCCUGACCGUGGACCGCGGCCCGGCCCCUCUGCCUGGGGCUCCUGCAGACCGAAGGCACCCUCCGCCUGCUAGAGACCCAGCUUCGGGGGCAGAGGUGCUUGCCCGAGGGGGAGGAGACGACUCUGGCUUGGGAGAGGCUCCUCCCCUCCUCCCCCGGACAGCGGGCAGGGUGUGGGGGCCGUGCCACCUCCCCCAGGUAGGGCCUCCCUCUCCUCCACCCUCUGCGCCCCGGCCUCAGGGGACCCAGUGCCCCUCGCCAGCUUGGGAGGCUCGACCAAGUACCGGAAGAGCCGCUGAGGAUGAGACCUGUCACCUGCCUCUGAAGAGGGGACUCCCUCCAACCCCAAACUCCAGGACCCGGCUGUUUCAUCCUAUUGCUCGGGGAAACUUCGAGACAGAGCCCAGAAGUACCAUGGCUUCCGACCUGGAGAGCAGCCUUACCUCCAUAGACUGGCUCCCUCAGCUGACUCUGCGGGCCACCAUCGAGAAGCUGGGAAGCGCCUCACAGGCGGGGCCUCCGGGGGGCAGCCGCAAGUGUUCCCCGGGCUCACCUACUGAUCCUAGUGCCACCCUGAGCAAAGACGAGGCUGCUGUCCACCAGGAUGGCAAACCACGAUACAGCUAUGCCACCCUCAUCACCUAUGCCAUCAACUCAUCUCCAGCCAAGAAGAUGACCCUGAGUGAGAUCUACCGCUGGAUCUGCGAUAACUUCCCCUACUACAAGAACGCUGGCAUUGGCUGGAAGAAUUCCAUUCGGCACAACCUAUCUCUCAACAAGUGCUUCCGGAAGGUGCCCCGACCUCGGGAUGACCCUGGGAAGGGCUCUUACUGGACAAUUGACACCUGCCCUGACAUUUCCCGGAAGAGGAGACACCCACCGGAUGAUGAUCUCUCCCAAGACUCCCCAGAACAGGAGGCCAGCAAGAGCCCUCGGGGAGUCAUCCCAGGGGGUGCAGAAGCCUCCCUGCCUUCUGAGGGGAACCCCCAGGGGCAGCUCCAGAGCCCUGCUUCUGUGGCCGGCUACAACCAGGGCGCAGGGUCUGUGGAUGGCGGCGUGGUGGCUGCAGGGGCUACUGGACGAGACAGCACGGAGGGUCCGCCUCAGCUCUAUAACACCAACCACGACUUCAAGUUCUCCUACUCGGAGAUCAACUUCCAGGACCUGAGCUGGUCCUUCCGCAACCUGUACAAGUCCAUGCUGGAGAAGUCCUCCUCCUCUCAGCACGGCUUCUCGUCGCUCCUGGGGGACCUGCCGCCCUCCAACAACUACUACAUGUACCAGCAGCCUCCACAGCCUCCACCCCCUGCCCAGCAGGCGCAGCCACCUCCACAGCAGCAGCAGGGGCAGGCCCAGGGCCCCUCAAGUGUAGGGGGUGCCCCACCCCUGCAUACCCCAAGCCCGGACAGCUGUACCCCACCAGGGGCUAAGCCAGGGGGCGCUGAAGGCUACGGGCCGCCUCCCGUGAUGGCCUUGCACGCAGCGCCGCAGCUGCAGCACAGUGCCUACCAUACCCAUCAGCACCACCCACACUCGCACCCUGCCCCACAGUCCCAACAGCAGCCGCAGGCGCAGGGCCAGGCGCCCAUCAACAGUCCAGGCUUUGCAUUUCCUCCUGACUGGUGCUCCAACAUCGAUUCCUUAAAGGAGAGCUUCAAAAUGGUGAAUCGGCUCAACUGGUCCAGCAUCGAGCAGUCACAGUUCUCAGAGCUGAUGGAGAGUCUACGGCAGGCAGAGCAGAAGAACUGGACCCUUGACCAGCAUCACAUUGCCAAUCUGUGUGACUCCCUCAACCACUUCCUCACUCAGACGGGUCAUAUCCCCCCCCAGGGGGGCUCCCACCGAUCGGCGGCUCCUGCCCGCAUCGCUGAUUCAUGUGCCCUCACCAGUGGCAAACAGGAGCCAGCCAUGAACCAAGUGAACUCCUAUGGGCACCCACAAGCCCCCCACCUCUACCCUGGCCCGUCACCCAUGUACCCAAUUCCCACCCAGGACUCUACAACCUACAGUCGCCCAGCGCACCACAUGGUCCCUCGGCCUCCAGUCCCGCCUCCGGGUGCCAGUGAGGAGAUCCCUGAUGACUUCGACUGGGACUUGAUCACUUAAUGCAUCAGAGCGUGGAUAUCAGCCCAGGGCCUGGUGGCGAAGUCUGGCCAGGGAAGAGAGCAGCCCGCCUGCCCCCUCCACCUGUACAUAGAUAUAUAUCCUCUUUUUGUUCUUUCUCUGUCAGAGAAGCCACCACAAGAUGCUGCCGAAGAUACUCCCCUUUCUUGCCUCAUUUUUCUCUCUUCCUUUCUGUUUUGUCUUCAUUCUUUUAAUAUUAUUCUAAUUAUA